AUGAGGUCGCCGGAAAGGAGGCGGACUCCACUCCGGUGGGUGGUGAUGGUGGCGGCGAUGUGGGCAGUCCAGUUAUUGUUGUGGGUGCAACUCUCGGCUCAUCAGGCGGUGGCAAUUGAAGCAAACGCCUUGACGCAGGCGGCAGAGAGGCAGCUGUACAAGGAGAAAUUAGUGUUUCCGGGGAAGCAGCCAUCGCCGCUGGACCUGCGCGGUGCCGGGAGGGGAUCAGAAUCUCCGCCGCCGCGGUCGCCGACGGCGCCGAAGCACCUCGGUGAGAGUAAGCGGCGGGUGCCUAGCUGUCCCAAUCCCCUCCACAACCGCUGA
This is a messenger RNA of Spirodela intermedia, 324 nucleotides long. The record is from the annotation of a GenBank genome assembly. Lineage: Eukaryota; Viridiplantae; Streptophyta; Magnoliopsida; Alismatales; Araceae.